Messenger RNA from Protopolystoma xenopodis, 219 nucleotides. The record is from the annotation of a GenBank genome assembly. Lineage: Eukaryota; Metazoa; Platyhelminthes; Monogenea; Polystomatidea; Polystomatidae.
UGGACGAGAUUGCUGGCUCUUUGUGCAUUUAUAAUUCUACCCCCAUCCCACCCUUCACCGGCCAACGAUAGGGUGAAACUGACCCCUCAGCGGUUGGGGCUGAGCUGGUCGGUGCCAGCGGAGGCGAUUCGGCAACAGACCCUGUCCCUUUCGAUGCGCCUGACUGACCCUCCGAGCUGUCACCUGUUCGCUGUUCGGCCAAACGAGGCGCACAUGUGA